ACAUCAAGCAUCCAGCAACAUCAUCAACAUCCAAUUGAUACACUCCUCAACUCAAGAAAUAAAUACACAAUGUCUUUCUUUGGCUCAUCCUCCUCCUCCAAGUCCUCCGAAGACGCAUCUUCAACCGCCCUCAAAAAUGCUCUCAUGCAACAAGUCCAAACCGAAGCUGCCGUGGCCAACGCCCGCACUCUUGUCAGCAAAAUAAACGAAAACUGCUUCGACCGCUGUAUCCCCACCCCCGGCUCUUCACUCUCAUCCAGUGAAUCAACAUGUCUCUCAUCUUGUAUGGAGAAAUACAUCAAUGUUUGGAAUACGACUAGUCGUGCUUAUAUUUCGAGGGUGCAAAAGGAGUCGAAGAGGAUGGGUGCUGGGGCGGAUGUUUUGGGGGCUCUUGGUGGGCAGCAAUGAUCCAUAUAUGACUUUGUAUUACAAUAGAAGGUUUCCGGGGAUGGGUUUAAUAUAGUGUGUGCGAUAGUAUCGGGUAUUGGAAGACUAUGGGGGUUAUGUCUUUGUAUAUUAGAUAGAAAUUCGACUUUCAUGUAUUUGUAUGAAUACACACUACUCAAUGAUUACCACUUAGUGAU
Molecule: messenger RNA, 584 nt
Organism: Talaromyces stipitatus ATCC 10500
Lineage: Eukaryota; Fungi; Ascomycota; Eurotiomycetes; Eurotiales; Trichocomaceae
Product: mitochondrial intermembrane space translocase subunit Tim13, putative
Exons: 2
Coding region: 70-408 (112 amino acids)
Source: RefSeq, a predicted model, not a curated record